AUGUCUACCAAGGUCGAGCCAUACAUGGAGGUUGGAACAGUGAUAGCCGAUCCCGAGUACCACACAAGGUACAUGUUGAAGAAGCUCCUUGGAAGAGGAGCAUAUGCACAAUGCUAUCUAGCAGAGAUAGAAAAUGGCGAACAGUAUGCAAUGAAGGUUGUUAGGUUAAAGGACAUUAAGAGCCGGAAAGUCCAUGAGAAGCUUGAGUCCGAGAUAGCAAUACACUCGAGGCUGGACAAUCCCAAUAUUGUCAAGAUGUAUAGGUCGUUUAGAAACGAAGAAUAUGUCUUUAUGGUUCUCGAGCUCUGUGAGAGAGGGGCUUUGGAUAUACUCCUAAAGAGAAAUGGAAAGCUGAAAGAAAGACAUGUAGCGAAGUUUGUCAAGCAGACGGUCGAGGGACUUGUAUAUCUUCACAACACCGUUAGUGUUGUGCACAGAGAUCUGAAGCUUGGGAAUCUGUUUCUAGAUUCGAAGUUUAAUGUGAAGAUAGGAGACUUUGGCCUGAGUGCGGUGAUAAAAGACGGAGAAAAAAAGAUCACCAUGUGCGGAACACCGAACUAUAUAGCACCGGAGGUAUUGUUUGGAAAGGCAAGUGGACACUCCUUUGAGGCAGAUGUAUGGUCUCUUGGAGUGAUCAUCUACACAUUGCUUGUUGGAGUUCCUCCGUUCCAGAAGAAGAAUGUAGAAGAUAUAUACAAGAUGAUAAAGCUUAACAAAUACAUCUUUCCAGAGAACUGCGACCUUUCAAGCGAAGCCAUUGAUCUGAUAACCCAGAUUCUGAACACAAAUCCUCUAGAAAGGCCGACGUUGGAACAUAUUCUCAACCACAGGUUCUUGUCGAGAAAGGAGCAUUUUCUGAUGAGAAUAUACAAGAAUCUGGUGGUCAACAGGACACAAGAGGGUGUUAUCGACACGGACUAUGUUCUCUUCAGCAUUCCUGUGACAAGGCUAAGGGGAAUUGGAUAUGUGCUGAAGUCUGGGGUUUAUGGAAUAUACUUCAGUGACCACAGAAAUCUAAUGCUAAAGCCAAACAAGAAGAGCGUCAUCUAUCUGAAUUCGACGAUCGAGGGGGGAAAGAGGGUAUUUUACAAGGAGGAGCAUCUAGUUGAAAAAAUACCUGGGGAGAUUCUUGAAUCGUACAAGGCCCUGGAGUAUUUUAUCAGGACAUUUGAUAAUGGAUUUAGCUUUUUGGAUGUUGAACCAUGCUUUAUUGUGAAGAUAAGGAAGAUAGAAUGUGGAUUUCUGUUUGUGAUGGCCGAUAGCACCAUUGUGUUUGACUUUUCGGAUGGAUGGAGAGUGGUGGUGUCUAGGUAUGGAGAAAGAGUAUCGUGCUACAAUGGACUUGGGCUUGCCUCGUUUAACUCAGAGAUAAGAAAGAAGUGCAUAGAGAUUUUGAAGAACUGUCUUGGGUGUGGAUAA
Encephalitozoon intestinalis ATCC 50506 is the source of this 1419-nucleotide messenger RNA. Its product is annotated as Ser/Thr protein kinase. Gene Ontology annotation, cellular component: centrosome; cytoplasm; nucleus. Gene Ontology annotation, biological process: regulation of cytokinesis; protein phosphorylation; mitotic cell cycle. The coding region runs from base 1 to 1419 and encodes 472 amino acids. NCBI's taxonomy places the organism in Eukaryota, Fungi, Microsporidia, Unikaryonidae. The record is from RefSeq and is a predicted model, not a curated record. Gene Ontology annotation, molecular function: ATP binding; protein kinase activity; protein binding. The transcript has a single exon.